Messenger RNA from Penicillium bovifimosum, 510 nucleotides. RefSeq names its product Histone deacetylase interacting. The transcript has 4 exons. Lineage: Eukaryota; Fungi; Ascomycota; Eurotiomycetes; Eurotiales; Aspergillaceae. The coding region runs from base 1 to 510 and encodes 169 amino acids. The record is from RefSeq and is a predicted model, not a curated record.
AUGUCGUUGUCAAAGGAAUGGAUGGCCGAUCUGUACCGGUCGGAGAUGCAUGUGAUGGGACCCUGCCGGGCUCGCGAUCGCAUCUCCGAUAUCGUCAACUUGUUCUUCAAGGAUCGCGAGGAGGAGACCUACCACCAGGAAAUCCAGUACCGAAAACAAGUUGAGCGACUAGUGAAAGACGGCGAUGUCUAUCGGAUCACCUUCGUCCCUGCCAACCACCGAGUGACAAUCCAAAUCCUCCUCGAUAACAACGACCUGAACCCCGAGGAGAGUUGGUCGUAUUAUGUGACCGCAUAUUCGAUGCGCGACCUGCCCGAGGGCCUCGAUGAAGAGGAGGAGUACGACCGGUACUACAGUACCCUCCAGCACCACGACGGGCUCAAGAUUCGCAUCUGCGCGAACAAUUACACCUUGCUCUACCAGCCAGACACCCACGACUGGUUCUGGCGCUUUAGCGCGCCGAUCGCCGAGAAGGACGCCGACGCGGACACCAUCAAAGCCCAAACAUGA